UAAAGCCCGGGGUCUGAGAUAGACAGUGGACUGUUUAGGAACAGAGAGUCACGCUGUAGAGGAGAGGAAAUCAUUCAGGAUGCCUGAGCCGCCCAAAAAAGCAGUUUCAGCCUUCACAAAGAAACCAAAGACUCGGGAGGCAGAGGAGGGGUCCUCAGUGGUCUUUGAAGCAGAGACAGAGAAGACUGACGCUAAAGUGAAAUGGCAGUGCAACUCAAAGGACAUCACCAGCAGUGACAAAUGUAUGAUCACAGCGGAUGGAAACAAGCACUCGCUCACUAUAAAAUCCAUUACCAAGGAAGAUGCCAAUGUCUAUGCAGUGAUUGCUGGGGCCUCAAAGGUCAAGUUUGAGCUGAAGGUUGUACCAAAACCAGAGGCUCUAGCAGAGGCCCCUGCUGAUGGACCCAAGGAGCCCAGUGUUGAACCAGAGCAGAUCCCUGCUGCUCCACCUGCAGAAGCACCCUCAGAGGAUCAGUCUGCUGCUCCAGCACCUGAUGCUCCGCCUGCUGAAGCACCCACACAGGAUCAAGCCGCAACCCCAGCACCUGAUGCUCCUCCUGCAGAAGCACCGGCAACUGACCAGACUGCUGCUCCAGCACCUGAUGCUCCACCUGCUGAGGAGGUGCAGCCGGACACCAGGCAGGACCUGACUGGACUCUUCACUGAGAAACCUCAGAGUGGAGAGGUUACUGUAGGUGAAAACAUCAUCUUUGUGGCUAAAGUGAAUGCUGAAUCACUGCUGAAGAAACCCACAAUCAAAUGGUUCAAAGGGAAGUGGAUGGACCUCGCUAGUAAGUCUGGAAAACACCUGCAGCUGAGGGAAGCCUACGACCGCAACACCAAGGUGUACACAUUUGAGAUGCACAUCCUUGCAGCCAAGCCUAACUUUGCUGGAGCUUACAGGUGUGAGGUCUCAUCCAGAGACAAGUUUGACAGCUGCAACUUUGAGCUGACUGUACAUGAGGCUUGUGCAGCUGAAGGUUUGGAUAUCAGAGCUGCUUUCAGGCGCACUAGUACAGAUGGAAAAGAAGACUCUGGAGAACUGGACUUCAGUACCUUAUUGAAAAAGAGAGACAGUUUCUUAAAAUCCUCAAACCGGGCUGUCCAGGUGAACACAGAGCCUGAUGUGGAUGUGUGGGAUAUUCUCAGCAAAGCUCCCUCCUCUGAAUUCGAAAAGAUUGCUUUUCAGUACGGUAUCACUGACCUGAGAGGCAUGCUGAAGAGACUGAAGAAGAUGAAGAAAGAAGAGAAGAAGAGUGAAGCUUUCCUCAAAAAGUUGGACCCUGCUUACCAAGUGACAAAGGGACAAAAAAUUAAACUGGCUGUUGAGGUCGCCAAUCCUGAUGUAGAUGUGAAAUGGCUAAAGAACGGACAGGAAAUUCAACCAACAGGAAGCAAGUACAUCUUUGAGAGCGUUGGAAACAUGCGCUACCUCACCAUCAACCACUGCUCGCUGGCGGAUGAUGCAGCUUACAGCUGUUUGAUUGGAGAGGAGAAAUGCACCACUGAGCUCUUUGUUAAAGAGCCUCCUGUCCUGAUAGUGAAGAACCUGGAGGAUCAGAUGGUGAUGAAGGGUGAGCGGGUGGAGCUGGAGUGUGAAGUCUCAGAGGAAGGAGCCAAUGUCAAAUGGGAGAAAGAUGGUGUGGAGUUAACAAGAGAUGAAUCCUUCAAGUAUCGCUUCAAAAAAGAUGGCUGCAAACAUGUCCUCAUCAUCAACGAGGCCACGAAGGAGGACUGUGGUCACUACAAGGUUAAAACCAACGGCGGCGAGUCGAUGGCAGAGCUCCUGGUGCAGGAGAAAGAUCUGGAGGUGUACCAGAGCAUCGCAGACCUCACAGUGAAGGCGAAGGAUCAGGCGGUGUUUAAGUGCGAGGUGUCGGAUGAGAACGUGAGAGGAACAUGGUACAGGAAUGGUGUAGAAGUCCAGCCAGACGCCAGGAUAAACAUCACACAUAUCGGCAGGAUCCACAAACUGACCAUUGAUGAGGUCAAACCAGAGGAUGAGGGAGACUACACGUUCGUGCCUGAUGGCUAUGCUUUCAACCUUUCUGCUAAACUCAACUUCUUGGAGGUGAAGAUCGAUUAUGUCCCACGCCAAGAUCCACCUAAGAUCCACCUGGACUGUAUGGGUCGCACUGCUGAGUCCACCAUUGUGGUUGUGGCUGGCAACAAACUGCGCCUAGAUGUCCCCAUUACUGGAGACCCAGCUCCCACGGUGGUCUGGACUAAAGGAGAGAAGGCUAGUUCUGUAAAGCCUGAUGGAGAGGAGAAAGAGGGGCUGACUCGCUCUUGGACUCUGAACGAUGGAGACGUUGUCACAGAGGGAGACGGCAGGGUCCAUGUUGAAACCACCAAAGGACACUGCAUCUUCACCAUCGAGGGGGCCGAGAGGCAGGACGAGGGGAUCUACUCUGUUGUGGUUCGCAACCCUGCUGGAGAGGACACGGCAGAUAUCCAUGUAAAAGUUGUUGAUGUUCCUGAUCCACCACAGGCUGUGAGAAUCCUCAGCGUGGGAGAGGACUCCUGUGUUGUUCAGUGGGAUCCUCCUGUGUUUGAUGGCGGCCAGCCAGUUAUUGGUUAUGUGCUGGAGAGAAAGAAGACCAAGAGCUACAGGUGGAUGAGACUGAACUUUGAUCCGUAUCCUGAGACGACCUAUGAGGCGAAGAGGAUGAUCGAAGGAGUGAUGUACGAGAUGCGAGUCUAUGCUGUGAACAGUAUCGGCAUGUCUCGUCACAGUCUGGCCUCGCAGCCUUUUGUGCCGGUCGCUCCUACAAGUGAGCCCAUCGGACUGUGUGUGGAGGACAUCACUGACACCUCCAUCUCUCUGAAGUGGCGUCGGCCUGAGAGGAUCGGCUCAGCUGAACUCGAGGGUUAUGGGGUCGAGUACUGCAAGGAGGGCACGGAUGAAUGGAUUCCAGCCAUUCAGGGUCUGACCGACAGGACGGCGAUGGUCGUCAGAGGUCUUACCACUGGAGACAAGCUGCAGUUCCGUGUGCGAGCGUACAACAUGGCAGGACCCAGCGCUCCUGCAACUCUGGCUCAGCCUGUCACCAUCAGAGAGAUAAUGCAACGUCCUAAAAUUUGGCUUCCCAGAAACCUCCGUCAGACCCUCAUCAAGAAAGUUGGAGAUACUGUGAACCUUGUGAUUCCUUUCCAGGGUAAGCCCAGGCCUAAGGUGACAUGGAGCAAAGACGGGGAGCCUCUGACCCAGUCACUUGCCAGUGUGAGAAACAGUGAGGUGGAUACGAUCCUCUUCAUCCGUAAGACAGACCGGAUCCACUCAGGGAAGUAUGAUCUGCAGGUGGAGAUUGAGAACGUGGAGGACACAGCGAGUAUCACGCUGCAGAUUGUGGAUCUCCCUGGGCCCCCUGAUGGUUUGAAGAUCGUGGAUGUCUGGGGUUUCAAUGUGGCGCUUGAGUGGAAGCCGCCUAAGGAUAACGGGAACUGUGACAUAACUGGAUACUGCAUUCAAAAGGCUGACAAGAAGACUAUGGAGUGGUUCACAGUCUUUGAACAGUACAGGAGAACAAACUGUGUGGUGUCUGAUCUCAUCAUGGGGAAUGAGUACAUCUUUAGAACCUACGCCAUCAACCUGGUGGGUCUCAGCCUGGACCCCUGCAACACUAAAGACAGCGCCUUCAUCCAGAAAACAGGUAUGGAGUACAAACCGCCUUCCCACAAAGAUCACGACUUCUCAGAGGCUCCUAAAUUUACUCAUCCUCUGGUGAACCGGUCUGUCAUCGCAGGAUACAACGCCACGCUCAGCUGCUCAGUCAGAGGAAUACCAAAGCCAAAAGUGACCUGGUACAAGAACAAGAUGGACAUCUCCCAUGAAGCCAAGUACCGGAUGCUCAGUAAGCAGGGAGUCCUGACGCUGGAGAUCCGUAAGCCCUGUCCGUUUGAUGGAGGAGUGUACAUGUGCAAAGCCGUCAACGCCAGUGGAGAGGACACAGUGGAGUGUAAACUGGAGGUCCGCCCACAAAUUGCAAAGGAAGACAAGAAAAAUGAGAAGAAGUAGAAAGUGCGACUUGCAGACCAAAAAGAGGACAAAUCGUCUCCUGCAUGUUUACUGUUCGUUGUCAUAAGAAACCCCUCACCUGCAUCACAAACUGUGUUUAGCCCACAACCUUUUUACACCACUUUCCUCUUCUGCAAUCAUCUUUCCAUCUUAUAAUCCUCACCUUUGUGUCAGAAUCAUGUCUAUCAUUGGAUUACUUCUCUGAUAGGACCCGUACUUGUGAUUUAGUUGUUUGUUAGAAGGGAAAUGUAAGUAUUUAUGUCAUCUAACAUGGAAGAUUCAGUAUACACUUAAAGAUAAUGGAUGCUACUGAACAGUAAAUCCAUCAUAGUCAAUAAAAAAGAUGAUUUUUCUGAGCUAUUUUUGUUAUUGCUGUUUGUUUUGUGUGCAUAAAAAGUGGUUUAAAAGCUUGAAAUGUGGAUUUAUUAAUCUUCUUUGAGAGGUGCAGUAAAUUAUAAAUGUUCAGCUAGGUGGACUGCAGCUUCUCUAAGUGCCAUCAUGAUGGCUGUAGUCCAUGGUAUUCAGAAUACGCAGAACACAUUACUAGUGAUACUCCAGAGUCCAGAGGAGUGGAUGAGAGUUGUCAGGGGAUUAGUUUUACUGUGACAGAGCCUCACUAAAGCCAGAGGUGUGAGGCAUGUGCCUAAUGUGCACGCCACACAGAGAUGUGUGUGAGUGGCUGGAAUAGCUGGGAUGUCCUUUUACCACCGAGGACGUGUGUCACUGAGGAGGAACACAUGUAGCGUUGGCUGCUGUAAGAUUACACCAGUUAUGUCUUUGAUGCCUUAAAUGUAAAUAUUUCCUUCCUGUGUCCUCCCAAAGAUCUGGGUGAAUCUUGUUCCUGUCACUGCACCGCCAUUAACACACAUGACGAAUGUCUCACUGGACCUUCAUUUAAGAGGAGUGUUGUGACAUGGUGAUCCACCAAAAUCCAUAGACUACAUGUGGAAAAGGCUGCAUGGUUCAAAGCUAGUUAGACUUUUGAUUUUAAUUUAAAAAAAAAAUCAAUUCAGCUGGUAAACACACUUUUUUUUCUGGACAUGCUGAUGUUACAGUGAAAUUAAAGUAAAAUUGUCAAAGAAAUCAAAGGAUGGUUUUUUGCCUUAAGCUAUCUGCUAAGAACUGUUAAAUAUUCCAGGUUUGUCUCUGUAUGCUAAUUCAACUAAUUUUUUUUUCCUGUAUGCAUGCUAUCUCCAUUUGCAAACAUUUGUGAUACAAAAUGGGCCUUUCUGAAGAACUCAGUGACUUCAAGCGUGAUAAUGUGAUUGAUGUCACCUUAUAUAAGAUGGUAUGGGAAAUUUCAUCACUGCUGAAUAUUCCACAGGCAACUGUAAGUGAUAUUAGAAAGUGGAAGUGUUUAGGAACAGCAGAAACUCAGCCACAAAACAGAAGACCGAGCGGGGCCAACUGCUUAGGCGCAUGGUACAAAAAAGUGGCUAAUGCUCUGGCCAAACUCUUUAAGAUACAUUUUCUUGGAUCCAUUGAUGUGUACACAAACAUUUAGGCAACAUAAUUGCACACAUGAAAACAAAUUUUAUAGGAUAUUAGAAAAACUUGUACCUUACCGUGGCACCAAGUAUCAGGAUUUGUCUUCUAAGGACCAUGACUGUCUACAAAAAUGUCCAAUGUAUUUCAAUAUUGACAAUAAACUGAUUGACACAGCCACCCUAUCAGCAUUUCGGCACAUUUUGAGCACAAAAUUAAGACACUUUAUUUAAUUUUCAACUCCAUUCUAAAACCCAUUGAG
This is a messenger RNA of Cheilinus undulatus (humphead wrasse), 5765 nucleotides long. It is a transcript of the gene mybpc3, whose product is annotated as myosin binding protein C3. Gene Ontology annotation, molecular function: protein binding. The record is from RefSeq and is a predicted model, not a curated record. The transcript has 33 exons. The coding region runs from base 80 to 4018 and encodes 1312 amino acids. NCBI's taxonomy places the organism in Eukaryota, Metazoa, Chordata, Actinopteri, Labriformes, Labridae.